GGGGGAGGACCGGCACCAGCACCAGCACUCCAGCAGCACCAACCAAAAAACGGAGGGAGACAACAGACAAGGCGCAGCAAAAAUAUCGCCCCCGUCCCCCCCGACUUCCCCGAUAUCGCGCGCGCGCCCGGUCUCUUCUUCUUCCCCAUGUGAGCUUGCCUUGCCCCUCCCUCUCCCCCCCUCCCUCGUCGGUCGUCGCCUCCGCUGCACCAACCACAGCACCCCCGGCCGCCCGUCGCCUUCGGCUGGGCGGAGAUGGUGGCCGCUCGCCGGAGCACCGCCGCCGUCCUGCUGCUCCUGCUCCUGCUCGCCGUCUCCGUCUCUUCCUCGCCCCCGUCGCCACGUGGCCGGGAGCGGGACAGAUCGGCGCUUCUCCGGCUCAGGGACGCCGUCCCCUCCUCCGGGCUGCUCCGCCGGUGGUCGCCGGGCGCGGACCACUGCUCCUGGCCGGGGGUCGCCUGCGAUGCGAGGUCCCGGGUAGUCGCCCUCCACGUGCCCUCCAGCUUCCCGCGCGGGAGCGGGAGCGGGGUCGCCGCCCAGCUGCCCACGUCGGUCGGGCUCCUCACCGAGCUCAAGCACCUCUCCCUGCCCUCCCUCGGCCUUUUCGGCGAGAUCCCCGCGGAGAUCUGGCGGCUGGAGAAGCUCGAGGGGGUCAACCUCGCCGGGAACUCGCUCCGGGGCGCCCUCCCGCCCGCCUUCCCGCCGCGGCUGAGGGUGCUCAACCUCUCCUCCAACGCGCUCAGCGGCGAGAUCCCUGCCUCCCUCUGCAGCUGCACGGAGCUGAAGUUCUUGGAUCUUUCCGGCAACCGGCUCAACGGGUCCGUGCCGGCGGUCGUCGGCGGCCUCCCCAGGCUGAGGCAGCUCGACCUGUCCCGGAACCUUCUUGCUGGGAGCAUCCCCUCUGCUCUGGGGAGCUGCACGCAGCUCCGCUCGUUGCGCCUCUUCUCCAAUAUGUUGGACGGUUCCAUCCCACCAGAGCUUGGACGGCUGAGCAAGCUGCGGGUUUUGGACGUAUCCGGUAACAGAUUGAGCGGUCUGGUGCCCAGGGAGCUAGGGAAUUGCUCAGGUUUGUCGGUUCUCGUGUUGUCGAGCCAGUUUGAUGCAGUGAAAUCACAUGAGUUCAAUCUCUUUGAGGGAGAGAUUCCGGAGAGUGUCACAGCUUUGCCAAAGCUUAGGUUGUUAUGGGCGCCGAAGGCGGGCCUGAAAGGGAAUCUCCCAAGCAAUUGGGGAAGCUGUCAAAGUUUGGAGAUGGUCAAUCUCGCAGGUAAUUUACUUGCUGGAGUGAUUCCUAGGGAGCUAGGGCAGUGUCGAAACCUCAAGUUUCUCAACCUCAGUUCCAAUAGAUUGUCCGGUUCGCUUGAUAAAAAUCUUCAUCUGCAUUGCAUGGAUGUGAUUGAUGUCAGUGGCAACAAACUCUCAGGCUCAAUUCCAGCGUCUGCGAACAAAGAGUGUGCGUCACAGCAACCGUUGGAUGGCGUGACAUCUGGCUAUUCUUCACCCUUCAUGUCCCGAGCUGUAGCACAACUAUCAUUGGGUUACUGUGAAUCAGGAGAGUGUUCAGUUGUAUACCAUAAUUUCGCAAAGAACAAGUUUGGAGGCCGUCUUACAUCCUUGCCUGUUAGCGCACACAGAUAUGGAAACAGGACCUUGUAUGCAUUAAUUCUUGAUCACAAUAACUUCACUGGAUCAUUGGAUGCAAUUCUGUUGGAACAGUGCAGCAACUUAAAUGGUUUGAUCGUCAGCUUCCGAGACAACAAGAUAUCUGGUGAGCUUACAGAAGAAAUCUGCUCAAAAUGCAAUGCCAUCAGAGUUUUGGUUCUAGCCGAGAAUCAAAUUUCAGGAGUGUUACCUGCUAACAUUGGUUUGUUGGGUUCUCUUGUAAAGAUGGACAUCAGCAAAAACUUUCUGGUUGGUCAAAUACCUGCCAGUUUCAAAGACCUCAAGAGCUUGAAAUUUCUCUCGUUAGCUGCAAACAAUAUCACUGGUCAGAUACCGUCCUCUUUGGGGCAGUUGAAAUCACUGGAGGUUUUAGAUCUGUCAUCUAAUUCUCUCUCUGGGAAUAUCCCUAGUAAUAUUGUGACACUGAGAGGCCUCACCACACUUCUGCUGAACAAUAAUGAGCUCUCUGGAAACAUUGCCGAUCUUACCCCUUCAGUAUCAUCACCGUCUGUUUUUAACAUUUCAUUCAAUAACUUGGCUGGGCCGUUGCAUUCGAAUGUGCGAGCACUCAGUGAGAAUGAUGGUAGUCCAGAACCUGAGAAUACACCCAGCGAUGGUGGAGGCUUCACCAAAAUAGAGAUUGCCUCAAUAACCUCAGCAUCAGCGAUCGUUGCAGUUCUCUUGGCCCUGAUCAUCCUUUACAUUUACACUCGUAAAUGUGCAUCAAGACCAUCAAGGCGUUCUAACAGGAGAAGGGAAGUGACUGUUUUUGUGGAUAUUGGUGCUCCUUUGACAUAUGAGACCGUUGUACGCGCUGCUGGCAGUUUUAAUGCAAGCAAUUGCAUUGGAAGUGGUGGCUUUGGAGCAACAUACAAAGCUGAGAUUGCACCAGGCAUUCUGGUGGCAAUAAAGAGGCUCGCUAUUGGAAGGUUCCAAGGUAUUCAGCAGUUCCAAGCAGAGGUGAAAACUCUUGGAAGGUGUCGGCAUGACAAUCUUGUAACGCUCAUAGGGUACCACCUCAGUGAUUCAGAGAUGUUUCUAAUUUACAAUUUUCUGCCCGGCGGUAACUUGGAAAGGUUCAUACAAGAAAGGACAAAGAGACCAAUCGAUUGGAGAAUGCUUCACAAAAUUGCUCUAGAUGUUGCACGUGCACUUGCAUACCUUCAUGAUAAUUGUGUCCCACGUAUUCUGCACCGGGAUGUGAAGCCAAGCAACAUCUUGCUUGACAAUGAGUACACUGCAUACCUUUCUGAUUUUGGAUUAGCAAGACUACUUGGGAAUUCAGAAACUCAUGCAACCACCGGUGUCGCGGGUACUUUUGGAUAUGUUGCUCCAGAGUAUGCGAUGACUUGCCGUGUUUCUGAUAAGGCUGAUGUGUACAGCUACGGAGUUGUACUGCUUGAACUUAUUUCAGACAAAAAAGCACUGGACCCUUCCUUUUCUCCGUAUGGAAAUGGAUUCAACAUAGUUGCCUGGGCUUGCAUGCUUCUGCAGAAGGGCCGAGCUCGUGAGUUCUUCAUAGAAGGGCUGUGGGAUGUGGCUCCGCAUGAUGACUUGGUUGAGAUUCUGCACCUCGGUAUCAAGUGCACUGUGGACUCUCUUUCUUCUAGGCCCACAAUGAAGCAAGUUGUUCGGCGACUAAAGGAACUCAGGCCACCCUCUUACUAGAAUUUGCAACUCUAGUAUGGCAUACGUCUCAAGACUGAGAGUAAGGCUAGACUGUUCUAUGGCCCUUUGUUAAGAAACAAUGUUUUUGAUGCAUACUUGAUGAACAAAUCUGCGCCUGCAGAAAGCAACUGCAGUAUCGGAGGGAUGAAUUCAUUGAUCCUGAUCAACAGAUGAUUUGCUGUUAAAGCUGUUGGGGAUUCUGUUUCACCACAACUGCCAAGGAUACUCCUGGGAAAUUAGUGGACACGGUAUCCACGUCAUGUCCUCUGGUCAUGUCAUGUCCUCCGGUCAUGCGGUCGAUGACCAGCGCCAUGUGCAAAGAUUGGAUUACUGCACGGCAUAGCGGUGCCGCUGAAAUGGCCGUCGCUCGAAGGGACUCCGAGGGGAAGUGCUGCUGCGCCUAGCAUCGCUGUACGUGACAACCUUCCCCUGAAAUGCGAUGCGGCAUCAUCGAUGCCAUGAAAACUCGAUUGCGCGUCGUGGUUCAUCUGCCUUGUUGUAGUUCUGCCGCGAUCCUCAAAACACGGAGGAAACCCUGCCUUGUCCUGUGGCCUCCUCCAUGGGUGAGGAGAUAGAAUGGCUGAUCUGAAGAGAAGGGAAACCUCUGUUCUUCAGGUGGAGUGGAGGCCCGGAGCAGCGAUUAUUGUCGAAAAUCGUUUGAUUAGCUGACUUGGCCUUUGUAACAGCAUAUCGUGUCCUUGCUGCUUUCUAUUAAAUAAAAGCAGGGCCAUGUAGCCUUUUUGUUAUAUAUCUAAAAAAUAGUGUAUCGUUUCCUACACUUACAGCAACUGACGGAUAAUUGUCAAGAUGCGUAAUAUUUUGGGCGGCAAUGGCAUGCCUCAAACAGACGACAGAUAUAUUGAGUUGGCUGUCUGUAUCACGAAAGUGAAGGAAUUUUCUUUUCUUUGUUGA
Molecule: messenger RNA, 4239 nt
Organism: Triticum dicoccoides
Lineage: Eukaryota; Viridiplantae; Streptophyta; Magnoliopsida; Poales; Poaceae
Product: LRR receptor-like serine/threonine-protein kinase RPK2
Exons: 4
Coding region: 256-3327 (1023 amino acids)
Biological process (GO): protein phosphorylation
Molecular function (GO): ATP binding; protein binding; protein kinase activity
Source: RefSeq, a predicted model, not a curated record